AUGGUGUUGAAAGGCAUGUUUGUCACAAACGGAGAUGUUUGGAAAGCCAUUGUUUGUUCUCUCACCAUUUGGUUCAGCGGUGGUGUUUGGAAAACCGCCAGUUGUUCUCCCGCCAUUUGGUAUAGCAGCGGUGUUUGCGAGAAAACCGGUAUACCACUGACGUCGUCCACCAUUUGUGGUGUUAUGCUGCUUAAGAUCAAUGUCAGCUGUCUUGUUUGCACAGAGGUGCUUUGUGCCAUUACGGCGGCAGAGGAAACUGGUCCUUCGACAGUCGACCUCCAUAACUCGUUUGUUGGAGCAGUGGUUAUCAUCGAUCCUCCCUCUUGA
This is a messenger RNA of Lactuca virosa, 327 nucleotides long. Lineage: Eukaryota; Viridiplantae; Streptophyta; Magnoliopsida; Asterales; Asteraceae. The record is from the annotation of a GenBank genome assembly.